Molecule: messenger RNA, 861 nt
Organism: Quercus lobata
Lineage: Eukaryota; Viridiplantae; Streptophyta; Magnoliopsida; Fagales; Fagaceae
Product: IQ domain-containing protein IQM6-like
Exons: 9
Coding region: 1-861 (286 amino acids)
Source: RefSeq, a predicted model, not a curated record
AUGGUAAAUGCGAUUGGGCAAAAGAAGCAAUGGAAGGAUCUGUCUGUGAGAGUACUCUCCCUGAAAAUGAUCCCAAAUGCCAUCAAUUCCGUCUCCUUUGCUUCCAAAUGCCUCUUCCGUGUCCUUCUACUAGAGUUUGCAGAGCUGAAGCGAAGCUCUGUUUCAUUCUUUGACAUCGAGAAACCCGAGUCAGCCCUUUCACGCUGGUCAAGGGCAACAAUUAGAGCCGCUCGGGUGGGAAAAGGCAUAUCUAAGGUUGGAAAUGCUAAGGAACUUGCUUCACCACAUUGGCUUGAGGCAAUUGAUCCUCACCAUCGCUAUGGCCAUAAUCUUCAAUUUUAUUAUGCGAAAUGGCUCCACUGUGAGAGUAAACAGCCCUUCUUCUACUGGCUCGACAUAGGAGAAGGAAAAGAGGUCAAUCAUGAGAGAUGUUCUAGAUCGAAGCUUCAGCAGCAAUGCAUCAGAUAUCUUGGUCCGGCAGAAAGGAAGGCUUAUGAAGUUGUGGUUCAAGAUGGGAAACUUAUCUUCAACCAUAGUGGUGAAUUCCUUCAUACAGCAGGAGGACCCGAAAAUGUGAAGUGGAUCUUUGUGCUUAGUACGUUCAAGACCUUGUACGUUGGGCUGAAGAACAAGGGCACAUUUCAACAUUCAAGUUUCUUGGCAGGUGGAGCCAUAUUGUGUGCUGGAAGAUUAGAAGUGGAAGAUGGCAUCGUGAAGGCAGUUUGGCCUCACAGUGGGCAUUAUCAACCGACAGUAGAAAAUUUUCAGGAAUUCUUGUCGUUCCUUAAGGAACGCAACGUAGAUCUCAAUAAUGUAAAGAAAAGCCCAGGUGAUGAAGAAGAAGCAGAUUCAAUAAGGUAA